Malassezia pachydermatis is the source of this 366-nucleotide messenger RNA. RefSeq lists its product as hypothetical. The record is from RefSeq and is a predicted model, not a curated record. Lineage: Eukaryota; Fungi; Basidiomycota; Malasseziomycetes; Malasseziales; Malasseziaceae. Bases 1 to 366 code for a protein of 121 amino acids. The transcript has a single exon.
AUGGGCGUAGUCGUGAAAGUAGACAUGGGCAGGGUGAGUGUUGUCUUCGAAGCGCUCGUGGUGCUUUUUGAGUUAGCCGAGGAGCUGCCAGAGGAUGAAGUCUGCAACGCCGUAGACGUAGGGGAAGAAGAAGAGCUUGAGCUCGAAGUCGCCGAAGAGGUAGAGCUCGACGACGAUGGGCUGGAGGAGGCCGAACUGCUAGAGGAUUUAGGAGUAGAAGAGGCCGAGGUUGAGGAAGUAGAAGAGGAAGUGGAAGUGGAAGUGGCCGAGCUAGAAGACGAAGUAGCGGACGUAGUCGAGUCGGAGCUCGUGGAGGAAGUAGAACGGCUGGACGAAGAAAGAGCAUCAGGAGAAAGAGUGGUAUAG